Sebastes umbrosus (honeycomb rockfish) is the source of this 1292-nucleotide messenger RNA. RefSeq lists its product as uncharacterized. The transcript has 10 exons. Bases 97 to 822 code for a protein of 241 amino acids. The record is from RefSeq and is a predicted model, not a curated record. Lineage: Eukaryota; Metazoa; Chordata; Actinopteri; Perciformes; Sebastidae.
UUGCUAAGGACUCCUGGCUCCAUAGCAACAGCAGGAGAUUAGUGUGACACCAUCAACAGGCAGCAAGCCGACACAUCCAGCCUACUGCAAGUUUAGAUGAUGACUGGAAAACAAGGGUUUCAGUCCAGCUUCGGUCCAUCAGACAGAAUCUCGGAGCUGGCGCUGCACAAAACCUCAAAAACAGUUUCGACCACGGCUCCUUGUGAGAGGCUGGUCUGGGGCAACCAGGAGCCAAUAUGGUCUCCCUCUGCUUCAGCGCUCGGAGCCGUUCCAAGUGCAAGAAUCCAAUACCUAGCCAAGCACAAAAGAGACUUCUCAGCAUGGGAGGACCACCGGAGGAAGGAGGAGGAGGAGGCGGCGAAGACCCAACGUACUUCCUCCAUGGCAUCCCAGUACAAGCACAUUGUCCGCUUGUCAACACCCUUACCCAGGCGCUGCGGCUCCCGGGAAAUGAGGCCUCCUCACACCCCUCAGUGUGAGAAGAACUGUCCUAUCUGGCACGUCGAUCUCAGCAUGAGGACUGUUGUGAUCACACCGCGACUGCUGCAGCUCUCCAACCCCAAACAGGACCAUCCUGACUUCCAAAGAGACAGAGAGAGUGUUGAGUCCAUCAUUUCCUUCGCUUCCAAGACGGCUCGAAUCUCUCAGCGAGUGGUCCAGCUGUCACGGCCCCGACUGAAGCAGGGCAUCAUCUGCAACGAGCUCGGCACUGUUUCUAAGGCAGCGAGGGAAGCCACAGCGAGUGCUCGUGUUGAAAUGCUGGCGACACCAAAGCCACUUUCCAAGGACUACAUCCCUCUUCGAGUACCAGGGUGGAGCUGAAACAACGUCUUGUCCUGCUGAGCUUCCCUCAACAUCGCAACCAAGCUGGGGUUGAUUGGGAUCCCUGAUGAUCCUGUUGGACUUCAUCCUACACCGUUGGGUGUAGAGGUCCUCCAAGAAUGGCAGCUCCGUCCGGAUGAUGUGAGGGCGGUGAUGCAGCCGGUCAGGAUACCCUCGAUGGUGCACGUGCAGAAGUGUCCUGGAAUCCAUGUUGAUCCUGCUCAACCUGCGAGGAAGAAGAGCCGUUGUCUCGCUGUCUUGGUGAUGAUGUCUCUGCGCUUCAGGAGGAUCAACACGGACACUUCUGCAAGUGCACCAUCGAGGUUAUUCUGACAUCCUCACAUCACCCGUGCGGAACUGCCAUUCUUGGAGGACCUCUACACCCAACGGUGUAGGAAGAAGGCCAACAGGAUCAUCAGGGACCCCAAUCACCCCAGCCUAUGCCAAAAAGAAGUAAAGGGAGCCUGAGA